AAUUAGACAAUUUCCUAUGCUCUUAUUUUAUGGAACUGAUAGUGAGGAAUUGGUUUUAUUUCUUCUCUCCCUGUUUGGAGAGAAGUCAUGUGGAAUUGAUGUAUUAUUUAUGGGAAAGUUUGAAUUACAAACCCAAAGCCACAAAAAAGGUAUGGAUUACCUUUAUGUGGGUUUUUCAUUUGUUUUAUGUAAAUUGAGGUAGCUCUGUCUUUUAAGGAAUUUGUCCGUACAGUCUACACUGUAGAAUUUCUUAUCACAAAUAUGUUCAUGAUAUUCUCUUAUUAUCAUGCUAUCUGUAGAAUUUGUGAUUUUCUCAUUCCCCUCCUUGAUAAUUUAUUUGUUCUCUCUCUCAUGCUCUUUUUCGUGAUCUGAUCAGUCUGGCUAGAACUUUAGCAAGUUAAUUGCUCUGAAAAAAUCCACUGUUGUCUCAUCGCUUUCCUCUGGUGAUUUCUAUUUCCAGUUCUCUGACUUCUGCUCUGAUGUGAGCCCUCAGGGAAGGUAGAUCACACACUGCCAUUUUCGUUUGUCCAUGACCAUCCUAUGAGAGCGCCUCAGGCUGCAAGGUGAAUAGAGACUAAGCAAAUGUCCAGUAAGAGGGUGACUUGUGGGGGGCAUCUGUUGUUCUAGCAAGGAUGAUGCUCAAAGGUUUGCUGCAGAAUCUCUCCCUGAGGGCUCCCCUGGGUGUCCCCUGACUCACACCAAUGGGCUCAGCCAGGAAGGUACUUGGGAACCCUGCAUAGUCCAGUUCAGUCCAAUGCAGCACACAUUCCUGUGCAAGACACAGCACAGGAGCUGUGGAAGGAGGGGGAAAACGUGAGGAUGACCACCCUAAAUUCAAGGAGUGCUCAGCAGAAUAGGGGAGAACAAUGCAUAUUCUCCUGAAGGAGGGCACCUGAGGUGAUGGGGUGAGCCCUCGGCAGAGGUCUCUCCACACCUCUGGCUAGAAAGUAGAAGCAUGGAGGGCAGAGAGAGGCAUCUCAGCCGAGUGCUGGGUCAGCUCUGGGCAGGUGAUUAUCCCCCGCAUGCAGUGUAUCUACCAGAUACUCUUCAUGAAAUCCCGGGAUGGUCCAUGUUGGAGGGGUUGUCCCCUUUUUUAGCAAUUCAUAGGCUUCACAGGUGUGGAAAUAGAAAGAUGAGUAGCAAUGGCCAUACAGUGCAGAAACACAUGUGGUCAAUUUCUGGUCAGUCAGGAGUCACUGCAAAGGGCCUUGCUGUCUUUUCUUGGAGCAGGAGAAUGAGAAUUUGUUUUGGGGCUUAGAGUGUUUUCUAGUCUGUAGAUAACAUCCACAUUUUGCUUUGAGUCAAAAUUUCAAAAAUACAAGCUUUCUUUUAUUUUCUGUAUUUAUUUUCUCUCCUAUUUAUCUUUCUGUAUUGUCAGAGUCCAAGGCAGUGCUUAAUAAUUAGUUUCUAAAGCACAUUGUAGUAUUAAGCAGGAUAAAUUUGUAAGGCAAAGAUAAUAAGAUAGUCUUAUCCGGAGAGCAUAGAGUGGGUGUCUCAGCAGCUGCCCACUUUUUAUUGUGCUUAUGAGUCAAUCAUUGGCAGCAGUGUGAUUUGUUCUAUGAACAUGUGUAUUCACGCCCUCUUCUGAGCGCAGGUUUUGUGCCUGCCCUUCUUCCUCCUGCUGUGUCACUGGAGCUUAGCGUUCAGGCAGCCCGAUUGCUCUGGGCUGUGGUUCUGCGAUGGCUCCUGCAGGGCUGCCCAGCCUGCUCCCCCUGUGUGCGUGUCUGCUGCUCACACCUGGCCUGGCCGAGGCAGGCAAGCUGCUGGUGGUGCCCAUGGAUGGAAGCUCAACCACUGGUUUUUUUGAGCUAAUUUUUUCACACUGUAGAAGUUUGUUUAAUGACCGAAAAUUAGUAGAAUACUUAAGAGAAAGCUCUUUUGAUGCUGUGUUUCUGGACCCUUUUGAUAUGUGUGGCUUAAUAGUUGCCAAGUACUUUUCACUGCCCUCUGUGGUCUUCAGCAGGGGGAUAUUUUGCCAUUAUCUUGAAGAAGGUGCGCAGGUCCCUGCUUCUCUUUCUUACGUCCCCAGAGGUCUCUCAGGGUUUUCGGACACUAUGACUUUUGAGGAGAGAGUAUGGAACCACAUCUUCUACUUGGGGGACCAUUUAUUUUGCCCCAUUUUUAUACAAACGGCCUUAGAAAUUGCCUCUGAAAUCCUGCAGACACCUGUUACAGCAUAUGAUCUGUACAGCCACACAUCAGUCUGGUUGCUGCGAACUGACUUUGUUUUGGAAUCUCCCAGACCCCUGAUGCCCAACAUGAUCUUCAUCGGGGGCAUCAACUGCCACCAGGGAAAGCCACUGCCUGAGAGAGCUUCCAGACUGCUGAAGGCAUGGAGAGAGUUGUGCCAGGAAAGGGAACAGAAGCUCCAUUGUCUUUUCUCCCUAUCUUACCAUUGGUUUUUCUUCAUCUGGUUGUUCAUCUGUAUCCUUUGUAAUAGCCUUUGUGAAAAACCAGCAACCUAGAAAAUAAAUGGUUUUCUAUCAUUCUAUGAGACAUUCUAGUAAAUGGUCAAACCCAAGAAGGGAGGUGUGGGAACCUUUGAUUUAUAGCCAAGUCAGGCCUAGGGACCUACUACCUGUGGUUGGUGUGUGAAGUAGGGACAAUCCUUUGUGAGACCAGACACUGACCCUGUGUUACUGUCAGAAUUGAAUUGAUUUGUAGGACAGCCAUGUGGUGCUGGAGAAUUGGUCAGUGUGGAAGGAAAUCUCCACAUAUCGUGGACAUCAGCAAUAAUGAGGAAUCCAGAGAAUUUAGAA
Molecule: messenger RNA, 2759 nt
Organism: Otolemur garnettii (small-eared galago)
Lineage: Eukaryota; Metazoa; Chordata; Mammalia; Primates; Galagidae
Product: UDP-glucuronosyltransferase 1-10-like
Exons: 3
Coding region: 1680-2465 (261 amino acids)
Molecular function (GO): UDP-glycosyltransferase activity
Source: RefSeq, a predicted model, not a curated record